AUGGCGUCCGAUCAGGACAACUCCGGCCUCGAUGCGCCCGGCUCACAAUUCCACCGACCAAUCUUGCAAUCCAUGCCCGAUACGCGACAGCAGAGCUUUGACGAGAUCUACGGUCCUCCCGAGAACUUUUUAGAGAUUGAGGUCCGCAACCCAAGAACACAUGGCAUGGGCCGUCACAUGUACACAGACUACGAGAUCCUCUGCCGCACAAACAUUCCCGCCUUCAAGCUCCGUCAGAGCAGCGUCCGUCGUCGAUACUCCGACUUCGAGUACUUCCGCGACAUUCUCGAGCGCGAGAGCGCCCGUGUCACUAUUCCUCCUCUGCCCGGAAAGGUCUUCACCAACCGCUUCAGCGACGAUGUUAUCGAAGGUCGUCGCGCAGGCCUCGAGAAGUUCCUCAAGAUCGUCGUCGGUCAUCCCCUGCUGCAGACAGGGAGCAAGGUCCUGGCUGCCUUUGUCCAGGACCCUAACUGGGAUCGCAACGCCUGGUGA
Messenger RNA from Fusarium proliferatum ET1, 492 nucleotides. Its product is annotated as putative GRD19 protein, involved in retrieval of late Golgi membrane proteins from the prevacuolar com. The record is from RefSeq and is a predicted model, not a curated record. Gene Ontology annotation, cellular component: early endosome membrane; retromer complex. NCBI's taxonomy places the organism in Eukaryota, Fungi, Ascomycota, Sordariomycetes, Hypocreales, Nectriaceae. Gene Ontology annotation, molecular function: phosphatidylinositol-3-phosphate binding. Gene Ontology annotation, biological process: endocytic recycling; late endosome to Golgi transport. Bases 1 to 492 code for a protein of 163 amino acids. The transcript is spliced from 3 exons.